Rodentolepis nana is the source of this 1314-nucleotide messenger RNA. The record is from the annotation of a GenBank genome assembly. Lineage: Eukaryota; Metazoa; Platyhelminthes; Cestoda; Cyclophyllidea; Hymenolepididae.
AUGACUGCUAUUGCCGAUAGUAAGGGUGAAAGUACUGACUAUGCUUCUCCAUCCCUUGAACGAACUCUCGAAAGUAUGAUCGAUUUCCAGGUUUCAAGGAGCCGCCAACAUUUAAAGUUGCUGAAAUCUGUUGCUGAAGCCUGGAUCCAAAGUGAGGCUGCAAGAAAAGUGCAGGUGACCUAUGAUGAACCUUAUAGGGUGAAAAUUAUCCCAUUUGGAGCCUAUUGCCAAGGAAUUAAUACUAAAGACGACGAUAACGGCGUUUUGCUAGUUGCCCCGAAAUGGAUUUCACAGAAAUCCUUCACUCUUCUCUUUGCCGAGAUGUUAAGAUUCAAGGAACCUGUGGAGUAUGUGUUAUGCUCUAAACGCAGAAAUUUGAUAAGGACAAAAAUUGCAGGAAUUAAGUUUGACAUUUUCCUUGGGAAGUUGCCCAUGAACAAUGUCCCGAGUAAUUUUAAAAUAUCUGAGAGUAUUGAUGCUUCAUUAUUUAUUGAGCUUAUUAAUGAGAAACGUAUUUUUGGCAUGAUAAAUGCGUCUUCCAUGCUUACUAUGGUUUACUCCAAAAAAGUCUUUCAAACGGCGCUUAAAACCAUAAAAAUGUGGGCCAAAGAAUGCGGGAUAUUUUCGAACGUCUUGAGAUAUUUAAACAAUUUCAAUUUGACAAUCAUGACUUGUCGAAUUUGCCAACUCUUUCCUUUGGAGCCGGUUGAGAAAAUUGUCUACCACUUCUUUCGAAUUUAUAGCCAAUGGAAUUGGAGGGAACCAAUCAUAAUGAACUCCUCUGUUCUCUUGCAAACUUCGAAGUUUCCACAUAGGUACCAUGAGGAGGUACCGUCAAAGGUAAAUGUGUAUAUUCGUUUUGGCCACAAGAUUAACCUCCUCUGUCGUAUGAUUAGCGAUUACGGCUACAAGAGGGUGCUAGAUAUUAUAAAACGUGGAUAUCCAUGGUCUUAUCUCUUUGAAAGGAAAACGUUUUUCCACACAUACCCCUACUAUUUCACUAUUACUUUUAAAUGCCCAAAUGAGCAGACUUUUGAUAUGUGGUCUUCGGUGUUUAAAACCUACGUGCGCGAUCGAGUAGCCCUCUACGAGCAAAAAGACGGUGUGGAAUUCGUACAUGUCAAUUGUAUAGCCUUUGAUGAAGCGCUUGAAGAAGAUAGCCAAAGUUGUACGAAAAAGUGGUUCAUUGGAAUUAAAUUCUGCGGGUAUCCAAAUUACUUUGACGAUGUUGUGGAUGAAAUUAUCCAUGACUGCGAAGUAUCCGUUAGAUCAUUCAAGCGGUUAGUGAUUGCUUGCUAUUUUUCUUUAAAAUGA